This is a messenger RNA of Ixodes scapularis (black-legged tick), 2740 nucleotides long. Its product is annotated as TWiK family of potassium channels protein 18. Gene Ontology annotation, biological process: potassium ion transmembrane transport; stabilization of membrane potential. The transcript is spliced from 5 exons. Lineage: Eukaryota; Metazoa; Arthropoda; Arachnida; Ixodida; Ixodidae. The coding region runs from base 485 to 1879 and encodes 464 amino acids. Gene Ontology annotation, cellular component: membrane. The record is from RefSeq and is a predicted model, not a curated record. Gene Ontology annotation, molecular function: potassium ion leak channel activity.
CAACGUCGGCAGCGGUGCAGACGAACACCGGCGCGCAGACGACCAGGGGUCUUGCCCAAGUGGCGCGGUGGGUGCGUGCGCGCUACUCCGUGGGCGUCUGUUGAAAAACGGCUCUCUCCUGGCGUGACUCGCGGCGGGGCAACGUGUUCUGUUCGCCCUCGGGGCUUCCGCUCUCUGACGUUUGAGACGAGGGCGCGAGUCAACGGAACGAAAGAAGAAACCUCCCGAGUCCGCGUCCCGGCCUCCGGAACCACGAGACAUGCCACGCUGCCGACACCGGUGUUCGUCGCCCGACGGCGUGCUCCGCGAGGCGCCGUCCCGCACCCGACACCUGACGCGGCAGCGGCGACCGACCAGUGCACGAUGAGCGGUCCGACCAGACUAGCAGUGGCCGUCAGCGGUCCCUGAGUAGUCGGGCCCGGAGCGAUCUCCUCCGAAGGGGUCGGCGUCGCCGUCGAUCACCACGGGGGACCGGCGACGAGCCAUGCGCGGCGGCGGCGGCGGCGGAGAACCACGAUCCCGGUGCUCCAAGUGCCGCCACUACUGCCGCGCAGGCACCACGUCGUUGGUGUCACACUUUGGGCUGUGCAGCCUCGUGGUGGGCUACUGCAUCAUGGGCGCCUUCCUCUUCGAGUUCCUGGAGGCCGGAAACGAGAGCAACAAGCGGCAGGAGAUGAUGCAGUGGAGGUCCGGCCUGGCCGAGACGCUCUGGGAACUGACCGCUGCUUCGCCGCUGCUCGACGAGGCCAACUGGACGAGGGAAGCCGUGGCGAGGCUACGGCGCUUUGAGGUCACCCUCGUGCAGGCCGUGAGAAAAGAAGGUUACGACGGCAAAGAAGACGCGCAGCUUCAAUGGUCCUUCACGGGGGCCCUGCUCUACUCCAUCAUUGUCAUCACCACCAUCGGCUACGGCAACAUCGCCCCCAAGACCCCCCAGGGAAAGGUGGUGACCAUAUUGUACGCGAUCAUCGGCAUCCCUCUCAUGUUGCUGUGCCUGUCCAACAUCGGCGACGCCAUGGCGCAGAGCUUCAAGUUCUCGUACCGGUACAUCUGCUGCUCCAUCUGCCACCGGAAGGCCGUGCAGGAGGCCAAAGGACGCUAUGCCCGUCGCAGUUUUCACCACCAGCAACAGCAACAGCAGCAUCAACAGCAGCGACAGUUGCAACAGCAGGCCAUGAGUCUGCGCCAGUGUGGCCCUGCUGGACACGGAGCACUGGCGCCACCGCCCAGUUACAAGGAGCUGGGACCCAGUGUGGCCGGACCUGCCGCUGGAAUCGUGGGGGCGGGCUUGUCGGGUGCCUUCCCGUCUCCUCGGUCCGGCCCGGCCCGCAGGCAGGCCGACUUAGAGGCAGCACGAGUGCCCGUCAUCAGCAACAAGUACGCGCUGGGGGACGACUCCGUCAUUGUCUCCAGCCCCGGAGCGCCGGACUUCCGAUCUCAGGCCAGACGCAAUCGCAGGGCAUGGCGCGACGAUGGUGACCUGGCCGAUGACGAGUCGGUAAACACGUUGGACGACGACGAUGACGAAGACGACAACGAGGCCGUCGGAUCCGUGCCCAUCUGGCUGUGCUGCGGCAUCGUGGUGGGCUACAUCUGCGGCGGCGCCUGGCUCUUUUACUCCUGGGAGGGCUGGGGGUACCUAGACAGCGCCUACUUCUGCUUCGUCACGCUCACAACCAUCGGCUUCGGUGACCUGGUGCCCGGAACGGCCCUCUCGGACGACCAGCAGGUCACGCUUGCCGUCUGUGCCGUCUACCUGCUCUUUGGCAUGGCCCUGCUGGCCAUGUCCUUCAAUCUGGUGCAAGAAGAAGUUACCCGGUCGGUGAAGUGUGUUGGCAGGAGGCUCGGGAUUCUAUCGGAAGACGAUGAUGACCGGUAGACCGGUUAAUCUGACUAGUUUUCAAAUGAACAGAUGGUGUCCGCUCGCUCGGUCUCAUGCAAGUUUGAAUCGCAAGGACGACCUUGAAAAGUGUCGAAACUGAAGAUGUACACAGUGGGCCAUGAGAAAGACGUGGCUGCCCGCGCUCUGAGUUCCUUGAGGGGCAUCCUGAUCUCUCGUGCAAGCUGUAAUAAGAGCAGUUGACGACGAAACAUGUCCAGUUUCCAAGAGUGGAGAGUGCAUCGAAGUGAAUAUUGGGAAUGAAUGCCCUGCGUGGAAAGUUUCGAACGAACCUGGGAUCAAAGUGGCCGGUCCUUGUCUUGAAGAUACAAGGCUUUGCGUUGUCAGCCAAACAAGUCAAGACGGCCCCAAGGAGGGAAUGUGAUGUAGUUUGUGCCGUUCAGUUCAGAAUAAUGAGUGCUCAUAAAUUUAAGCUCGUACUAGCGCGCCGUUGACGAUGAACGUCACUGGGAUUUGACUGUUCUGAAUUCAGCCCAAUAUUCUGAGCUGAGUUUGUGUGCCCUUCGGUGCCUUUCCUUUAGUGCUGGCGUCCAUGCAAACGUGAUUGUGAACCACUGACCUUUUGUGCACAAGAGUGGACAAUAUGGACAGCAUGGCUGUUACGGUGGUGCUGUGAAAGGGCUACUGUCUGCCUUAUACAUAUGACUCACCCUAGAAAGCGUUGGUGAACUACAGGAACCAAAAGGCGACUUGUCUCAUAUAUACCUCUUUUUAUUGUUUGUGACGUCACCACAACAUCGUCUGCAGUAGGAGACGAACUGGUCACUAUUUUUCAAAGAGGAGUGCCCUGUAUUUUACAGAAAUAAACGGGUCUUAAAGACUGAGAAUAUUUUGCUUUAA